CGGCCGCGUUUCGUCCACCGUUCACAGCAAGCUAGUGUACAAUAACGCGAAGCGGCGCCCGCACGCCAUGCGCACGCGCUCCUGACCCAGUGACGGUGCAUCAUGAAAGUGAUUAUUGUGGCAUUAUUACUGGCUCUGCCUUUCUCCCGAUCUCAGGAUGAAUCCUUCGCCAGCUCCUUCCUGUCAGGUCUCCUAGACACGCUGGAUACGCAGGUGGACGCGAAGAACUGUCCCGGGGUGUGCAUGCACGCGCUGACGUCGCUCAUCUGCUCGAAUGUGCUGGAAGAGGUGGAAUGCCCCAAGCCUUCUAUGAAAUGCUGUAUUGAUGAACCGCUGGGUAAUGAUACAAUGGUGACCACUCGGCGGCCGUUCACCACCCGCUACACUACGACAGAGAGCUACGACGACGAGGACUCCACAACCAGACAAACAGACAAAUACAAAGACAGUGGCAACAUAGCCUGCCCAGGAGUUUGCGUAGAGUCGCGACUGACGCAAUACUGCGAGGCCUACCUCACUUCCGGGGGGCUGUGCGUAUCCGGUAGGCUUUGCUGCGUCUCCAAGGAUGGGUAUGGGGACCGUAGACCACCAGACCUGGUGGUGCCUAAUGAGAAGAAGCAUUCCACCAAGCGGCCUACGACAGCGCUCACAACUACACCAGCACCAAGAAAACCAGGUCGCAAGUGCCGGGGCGACUGUAUCAGUGGACUCUUCGCGUUGCUAUGCGACCAUGUAGACGAAGACGCGGUUUGCCCGUCAGAGGGCACCUGCUGCCUCACAGAUGGUGGGGAUACCACCACCAGACGACCCACUACUACCACCACGCCGAGGCCUACCACCCCGGCUCCCCUUCCCCGUUGUCCAGGGUACUGUCUGCUGAAUAUAAUGGCAGCGUUCUGCGAACGGCCAGCCGUGCUACUGUCACACACCAAUUGCAAGCUCAGUGGCUCAAUCUGCUGUGAUAACACUAGGUUACCACCCCGCACAACCCCUCGGACCACCACGACCACAACGACCACCACCCCCGCGCCCGUGGAUCCCCGGCCUGACUGUCCCGGCUCUUGCAUCGUCUCCUUGCUGUCUUUUACAUGUUUCCGCAAUGCAGAAAUGACAGACGUGUUCAAGUGCAAAAAGGCGGGAACGCAGUGUUGCGCGCCAAAAUCGAAGGUUCUAGAAGCGAUGGGAAUAAACAGGAACGACACGUUCCCGCUCGCCGUCACUCACCCGCCGCAUACAUAUGUAACCCCGUAUACAUACACUCCCGCACCUACAUACACACCACCACAUACGACACCCAUGCCAUACGAACCGAAUUACGCGACUUCGUUGAGAGCGCCAGAAAAAUACAACAAGUAUGUCUGUGGAGUAAAAGGCACGUCGACCCGCGCGGGCCGCGUGAUGGGCGGCGAGGACGGCGAGCGCGGCGAGUGGUGCUGGCAGACGGCGCUGAUCAACAGCCUCAACCAGUACAUCUGCGGAGCCGCGCUUGUCGGCACGCAGUGGGUCCUCACCGCAGCGCAUUGUGUCACCAACAUCGUUCGCUCCGGCGACGCAAUGUACGUGCGCGUGGGCGACCACGAUCUCACGCGCAAGUACGGCUCGCCCGGCGCGCAGACCCUCCGCGUGGCCACCACGUAUAUCCACCAUAACCAUAAUAGCCAGACCCUUGAUAACGAUAUCGCGCUACUGAAGCUGCAUGGAAAGGCGGAGCUCAAGGAAGGUGUAUGUCUGGUGUGUUUGCCGGCUCGCGGAGUGAGCCACGCUGCGGGAAAACGCUGCACUGUCACCGGCUACGGUUACAUGGGAGAGAGCGGCCCCAUACCACUUCGUGUGCGAGAAGCCGAAUUACCCAUCGUGAGUGACGCGGAAUGCAUUCGCAAAGUGAACGCAGUGACAGAAAAGAUAUUCAUACUUCCCGCCAGUUCGUUUUGCGCGGGAGGUGAAGAAGGAAAUGACGCUUGUCAGGGAGACGGAGGCGGCCCUCUUGUAUGUCAAGACGAUGGUUUUUACGAAUUAGUGGGUCUUGUAUCAUGGGGAUUCGGUUGUGGACGAAAAGACGUGCCAGGAGUUUACGUUAAGGUGUCUUCGUUUAUUGGCUGGAUCAAUCAAAUCAUAUCCGUUAAUAAUCUGUAAUCUAUGAAAUUUAUUAUCUGUAACUACCGUAUCAAGAAUAUAAUGCGCGCGAAACUAAAACUUUAGUUUUGGCCUAAGCUUUCCAUCAUUACACACGAAAAAUUCAAAAUGUAAUUACUUGCAGCUGGAUUAUUAAUUCGUUCGGUUUAUUUAUAUAGAGGUUUUUAUUACUCUUGGAAACAAAUAUGUGACGAUGAAAUCGUGAUUUUUGAACUCUCAUAGGUGAAUGUUGUUUUUUUACAAUUAAUAAUCAUUUUAAAACCCGGCUUUCGACCAAGGUUUAUCGUAUUAUCAAUUUUAUUUUAAUGUAAACGUUAAUUUUGUGUAAUUUGGAAUCAAUUGCAACGAAACGUCUUAAAUACUUCUAUGAAAUCAUCAUAAAAAAGAGCAUUUAUAUAAUAUUAUGAAUUACCUUACUGGAAGGGUGCUAUAAAUUAUUAAUGUAAUUUAAAGGAAUUUGGACCUUUUGAAAAUGGUGUACUUCUUUAUCUAUAAUAAUAAUCAUUGUGUUCAUAUUACCUACUUUUGUGGGCAAUCAUCCCACAAAAUUAAAAAAAAGCAUUUAUUCCUCUAUUUAUAUUUUAUUUUCUAAGAAAAUAAUGUAAAUAUGAUUUUAUUCCUAAUUAUAGGUUAAUUUAUUUAUUAUAGAAUAAUUACUUUAGGUUUUUUAGUUACUCUUCACCUUAUCUAUUUAUUUUCUUAAUUUGGGAUAUUAUUUAAUAAACAUUUAUAUUCAAAAAUAAAUUCGAAGAAAUAUGAAAUAAAACAUCUUACGCACAAUUUUCCUUCGAUAUGUUAAAAAGAAGUAUUUAUUUGUACUUGAGUAAUUUUAAGAUGUGUAAAUAGAUAUUUGUUAUUCAAGCUUAGUUUUUAUCUAAGAGUGAAUGUAGUCUAUGGUAGCACAUUGUAAAAUGUACUUUAGUCUGUUUUCUAAUAAAAGAUGUAAAAAAA
Zerene cesonia (dogface butterfly) is the source of this 3084-nucleotide messenger RNA. It is a transcript of the gene mas, whose product is annotated as protein masquerade. Bases 103 to 2133 code for a protein of 676 amino acids. The record is from RefSeq and is a predicted model, not a curated record. The transcript has 14 exons. Lineage: Eukaryota; Metazoa; Arthropoda; Insecta; Lepidoptera; Pieridae. Gene Ontology annotation, molecular function: serine-type endopeptidase activity. Gene Ontology annotation, biological process: proteolysis.